GCUCAGUUGAACGAGAGCCUGACACCUGAGAGCUGCACAGACGAGGGCGCCCAUACUGGUGGGAAGCGAAAAAGACGGAAGAGUUGUUUUGCGUUAACAUGCGGCGAACCGAGAGCACACACGUCCAACAGCAGCACCGAAGACGAUCUUAAAACUUUGUAUGACUUUCACGCUGUUCCACGGAACGGCAGAACUCGCCUGGCGCAUGAGGCGCGUUUUGCGCUUCAUGGAGCUCUGUAAAUGAUAAGACCUGCACUCAGCAUCUACAGGGGUCUCCAAUGUGGAACAUGGCAAGAGGGGGGAUGAGAGGAACUCAUCUCCUCGCUGUACUCUUUUCUUUGACUGCAGUACUUUUAAGGGAUGCAAAUGGACAAGGGACCGCACAUGGAUUCACAGGUUACAGUUUGAGUCCUCCAUAUUUUAAUCUCGCUCAGGGCUCCACGAUCUCUGCCACAGCAACCUGCGGCCAGGAUGAGGCUGAUAGACCCAGAUAUGAUUUGUACUGUAAGCUCGUCGGAGGACCGAACGUUGGACUAACUAGUCAAAACAUACGGGGUCAGUUCUGUGAUUACUGCAACUCCAUUGAUCAAAACAAAGCCCACCCAGUGACCAAUGCCAUUGAUGGGACAGAGCGGUGGUGGCAGAGCCCUCCUCUUUCCAGAGGGCCGGGGUACAAUGAAGUGAAUGUAACCCUAGACCUGGGGCAGCUCUUUCACGUGGCUUACGUCCUCAUCAAAUUUGCUAAUUCACCUCGCCCUGACCUGUGGGUGUUAGAGCACUCCGUGGACAACGGCAGGACAUAUAUACCAUGGCAGUAUUUUGCACAUUCCAAGCAUGAGUGUAUUGAAAGGUUUGGGAAGCAGCCCAAUGCUCGUAUAUUAAAUGACAAUGACCAGAUCUGCACCACAGACUACUCCCGGAUCCUGCCUUUGGAAAACGGAGAGAUUGUGAUCUCUCUGGUCAACGGUCGACCGGGCUCUAAAAACUUCACCUACUCUCCGGUGCUGAGAGAUUUCACUAAGGCCACUAACAUCCGUCUGCGUUUCCUCCGCACCAGCACCCUGCUGGGCCACCUCAUCUCCAAGGCUCAGCGAGACCCCACCGUUACACGCAGGUACUAUUAUAGCAUCAAAGACAUCAGCAUAGGUGGACGCUGCGUGUGUCACGGACAUGCACUGGUUUGUGGGGGAGGGCGUAACCCAGACAACCCAAACAGGCGCCAGUGCGAUUGCCAACACAACACCUGUGGUGAGUCAUGUGACCGCUGCUGCCCAGGUUUCAACCAGAAGCCCUGGCGUGCCGCUACUGUCAGUAGCCCCAACGAGUGUCAGCCCUGCCAGUGCUUCUCCCAUGCAUUUGACUGUUAUUAUGACCCAGAGGUGGAGAGGAGAGGAGCAAGUUUAGACACCUACGGCAGGUAUGACGGAGGGGGAGUGUGCAUCGGCUGCCAGCACAACACUGCUGGAGUGAACUGUGAGCGGUGCCUUGACGGCUUCUACAGACCGCAUGGAGUACCAGCUGAGGCUCCCACUGGAUGCAUACCCUGCAGGUGUGAUGACAGGACGACGGCCGGGUGUGAGAUGGGCUCUGGAAGGUGUAUCUGCAAACCGCAGUUUGCCGGAGAGAACUGUGAUCACUGUGCAAACGGAUAUUAUCACUACCCACUGUGCAACCGAUAUCCUUUGUAUCCAACAACCACCAAAUCCUCUGCUGGUCCUAUUGUGGUGCCUACUCUUUGCCCUCCAGGUUAUUUUGGUUCACCCACCUGUCAACCAUGUGUGUGUGACUACAGAGGUACAACAUACGCCGUGUGUGACUCUUCUGGACGAUGCCUGUGCCGUGAAGGCGUAGAGGGGCAACGCUGUGACCGCUGUCGACCUGGAUACCACUCGUUCCCGAACUGCGAAGCGUGUCGCUGCGAUGGGUCCGGUGUGUCCGACAGCGUCUGCACUUCAGGGGGUCAGUGUGUUUGUCUGGCCAGCUACAGGGGGCAGGAGUGUGAUGAAUGUGCACCAGGCUACUACGGCUAUCCAGAUUGUGCUGCCUGCAGAUGUUCUCCUGAAGGUUCCCAUGGCAACAUAUGCAACCCCUUGUCUGGUCAGUGCCUGUGUCUGCAAGGGGUUGUGGGACAGCAGUGUGACCGCUGUGCCUCUGGUCAGAGGUUUCCACAGUGUGCAGCCUCCAUUGUUCAGUGUUAUUCUCCAGGGACUGAGGUUGCCAAUCCUGAAACGGGCUCGUGUCAAUGUCUGCCCAAUGUGGAGGGAACCCUGUGCAACAGGUGUAAACCUCUGUACUGGAACCUGGCUGCAGAGAAUCCUCGAGGCUGCGUAGAGUGUCGGUGUGAUUUGAAAGGAACACUGAGUGGCGUUGGAGAGUGUGCACAGAGAAGCGGACAGUGUCACUGUAAGCCCAAUGCAUGUGGACUGUCAUGUGACACGUGUAAGGACGGACACUUCCUGCUGCAGAAAAAGGACUAUUUUGGUUGUCAGGGCUGUCACUGUGACGUUGGUGGCGCUGUGAGCAUGGACUGUGACGAGAACACAGGGCAGUGUUGGUGUCGGAAGAAUGUAGUGGGCGUUAAAUGCACAGAGCCGGCACCAAACUACUACUUUCCUACUUUACAUCACCUGAAGUUUGAAGUGGAGGACGGCACCACACCAAACGCCAGACCUGUGCGCUUUGGUUUUAACCCUGGGGAGUUUCCAGACUUCAGCUGGAGAGGAUACGCUGUGAUGUCGCCUGCUCAGAGUGAAGUCAGAGUAGCUGUGCAUGUUGACCCCAAAGACGGGAGCCAGUACUUAUACCGCGUGGUUCUGAGAUUCAUUAACCCACACAGUGCUGCUGUGGCUGGUAGCAUCAAGGCUACUAAUACCAGAGGUGCUGCAGGGGCAGAACAGAGUAAGGAAGUAAUAUUCCCCGAGAGCCGCUCCCCAUCCUUCCUCACGGUCCCGGGAGACGGAUUUGCCGAGCCGUUUGCUCUGACUCCUGGGAAAUGGAUCAUUCACAUAAAGGCGGAGGGCGUACUGCUGGACUACUUAGUGCUGCUGCCCAGAGAAUACUACGAAGCUCCUCUGCUGCAGGAGAAAGUCACGCAGCCCUGCACGUACCUGCCCGCAGCAAACAGGAACACAAACUGUCUGUUGUACAAGCAUGUGACCAUGGAUGGUUUUAGCUCAGUCCUGGGCCGAGAGGGAAGACUCACCAGCCGCUCUGGACGCAGGAGGCGGCAGGCCCGCGUGUCGCGUCCCACCCCAGAUCACCCCGAGAUGGCUGCCCUCAGUGGCAGACAGUCUCAGCUUCAGCUCAGUUUGCGUUUGCCUCACUCUGGCUCCUAUGCCCUUGUCCUGGAGUACGCCAGUGAGACUGACGCUGUCCAGAAUGUCAACGUUCUCAUCAGCGGCCAGCAGGACGGUCACAUCCCGGCCAGGGCUAAUAUUUAUAGCUGUGCCUACAGUUUUUUGUGUCGGAGCGUGGCCGUGGACAGCAGCAACCAAGUGGCAGUGUUACAGCUCUCACACAGGACGGAGAUCCUGCUGCUGACAUCCACCACUUCUUUCCUGCUGUACAAAGUUUACGCAGUGCCUGCCGAGGAGUUCUCCAUGGACCAUGUCAAACCCAGGGUGCUGUGUGUGUCCAAACACGGACGCUUCACAGAGGACAGUCGACAUUGCACGACGAGGCAGUUCGAUAAACCGGCAGAAGGUUUGAUUCUGUACGCCGCCCGUGAUGGACUGCUGUCAUCUACGCCAGUUGCUGCUCCUCAGCGAGGAAACAAUGAUGAACCAAGACAGAGAAGACAGUCUGGAGUUGAACCCCAAACUGCCGGAGUGCUCCUCAAAUUCCCUCAGACAGAGAUCACGAUCACUCCUCGAGUGCCACUCCCAGGCAGGUAUGUGGUCGUCAUCCAUUACCACCAGCCAGAACAUACCUCCUUCCCUGUGGAGGUCAGAGUAAACACAGGCCGCGACUGGAGGGGUUCCAUAAAUGCAUCCUUCUGCCCUGCAGUCUCAGGCUGCAGGGAGGUCGUCGUUGCUGACGGACGCAUCGCUCUUGACUUUGCCCAAAAUUCUUGGCGGCCGCAGACCAUCUCUGUGAUUGUACCUCCCAGGAAAACCCUUAUUUUGGAUUACAUCUUACUGGUUCCUGACGACAGUUACACCCCGGAGCUGCUUAAAGAGAAGCCGCUGGAUAAUUCUGAAGAUUUCAUCCAGCUGUGUAGAGGAGAAGGGUUCUACAUCGACUGGAGAACUUCCUCCGGGUUCUGCAGAGACUCUGCUCGCUCCCUAGUGGCAGCCUACAACAAUGGAGCCUUGGAGUGUGACUGUGACACGUCCGGGUCCACGGGGUCCACAUGUGACCCUGUCGUAGGACAGUGUCCCUGCAGGGACCACGUCAUUGGCCGACGGUGCACUAAAUGUGCCACCGGAUUUUACGGCUUUCCCCACUGCAGACCCUGUGAGUGCGGUCGGCGACUGUGUGACGAGGUCACCGGACAGUGUAUCUGUCCACCGCAGACGGUCAGACCAACCUGCGAGGUCUGUGAGAAUCAGACUUUUAACUUUCAUCCUCUGCUGGGCUGCGAGGGCUGUGAGUGUUCUCCAGAUGGCAUCAGAGACGGAGCCGGACCAGAAUGUGAACCCAUCACUGGACAGUGCAACUGCAAACCGAGGAUCGGUGGCCGCAAGUGUGACCGCUGUGCUGCUGGUUUCUACCGUUUCCCCGACUGUCUCCCCUGUAAGUGUAAUCAAAGUGGUGUUACACCUCAAGUGUGUCACCCGGACACAGGGAGGUGCCUCUGCAAGAUGAAUGUUGCUGGUGUCAGGUGUGACACCUGUCGGCAGGGUUCCUUCUUCUUUGACCCGUCCAACCCUCACGGCUGUACCAGCUGCUUCUGCUUCAAGGCCACUGACCAGUGUCAGAGCUCAAGCAAACGCAGGGGGAAGUUUGUCGACAUGAGGGGUUGGCGUUUGGAGAGACCCGACCGGGAGGAGUUUCGUUCUGUGCUGAACACAGCCAGUAGCACAGUGGUGGCAGACGUCCAGGAGCUUCCUUCCACGGUGCAGACUCUACACUGGGUGGCACCACAGACCUACCUGGGAGACAGGGUCUCAUCCUACGGUGGACACCUGACCUUUCAGACCAAAUCUUUUGGGAUUCCCAGCGAAGGAAUGACUUUAAUGGGCAGACGACCUGAUGUCAUCCUGACUGGUCAGGACAUGACCUUGAUUCACAUGGCUCCACAAGUCCCGCAUCCAGACAAGCUGUACCAGGGACGUGUCCACUUGGUGGAGGGAAACUGGCGACAUGCCGUCACCAACCAACCAGUGUCCAGAGAGGAGCUGAUGAAGGUCUUAGCUAAUCUGGCAGGUCUGAGGAUCAGAGCCUUGUACUUCACCCAGACCCAGCGUCUUAGUCUGGGGGAGGUGGGCUUAGAGGAGGCGACGGACACGGGAACUGGAAGUCCCGGGAACAAUGUGGAGCAGUGUGCCUGCCCUCCGCAGUACAGCGGAGAUUCCUGUGAGAAAUGUGCUCCAGGUUUCUACAGAGACGGCAGUGGGCUCUACCUGGGCCUCUGCGUGCCCUGUGAGUGCAACGGCCGGGCUGAUGAGUGUGAGGACAGGACAGGGAGGUGCCUGAACUGUCAGUUCAACACGGCUGGGGACAAAUGUGAACGCUGCAAGGAAGGUUACUAUGGAGAUGCAGCCCAGAAGACAUGCAGGGUUUGUCCGUGUCCUUUCAGUUUGGCCUCAAACAGUUUUGCAGUGGGCUGCAGAGAAGUGUUCGGAGACGUCCAGUGCAUAUGCAAAUUAGGCUACAGUGGAGACAAAUGUGAGAGGUGUGCUCCAGGGUACUACGGCGAUCCGCUGAUACCAGGAGGGAGCUGUCAACGAUGUAACUGCAAUGGCAACGGAAACACGUGUGACUCCCGGACCGGAGUUUGCAAAAACACCCAGGAGCCUGGAGACACGGACACAGAUGAGCACUGCAAAGAGUGUGACAGCUGUGCUCAGACACUGCUGAAUGACCUGGAGAAGCUGGACGAUGACCUGAACAGCAUCAAAUCUCAGCUGGACAAUGCCACAGCCAGCACCACAUCCAAGGACAGGCUGAAGAAACUGGAGAAGGCCGUGUCAGACACCAAGGUUCUUGUCAACAAAUACAGCACUACCAUCACUGCUGAAAGGUCCAGAGUCAAACAGCUGGAAGUGGACAUGAACAGUCUCUCAGACGACAUCAGUACCCUUGACAAAAAGGCAGAUAAAAGGGCCACUGAAACAAACAAGGCAUUGGCAGAAGUUGAGAAAACCCACACGCGAGCCAAAACACUGGACACAGAGAUCAGAAACCUGCUGAUUAAAAUCCAAGCGCUCCUCGACCAGCUGAAAGAGGGAGACACCAGGGGUGACUCUGUGACCAGUGAAAACCUGGCUAAAAUGAUGGAAGAAGCCCAGCGUAUGGUGAAGGAGAUGGAGAACAAAGACUUUGACCCCCAGAAGACGGCAGCUGAGAGGGAGAGGGACGAAGCCGAAAAACUGCUUGAGCACAUCAAGGCCAAUGUCACUAAGCAGUGCACAGAGAACGAGGCUGCAGCAGAGAGACUCGAGGGUCACCUGAAGGAUUACGAAGCGAAGCUGAAAGACCUGGAAGCGGCCUUGAAGGAGGCCAAGGACUCACUGCAAAAGGCCAAUAUGGAGAAUAACCUCAGCGCUCAGGCCCUGAAAGACAUGCAGAAACGCGUCCAGGACUUGAACGAGGAGAAAAGGACGGUGGAGGACCAAAUGGCCUUGGCACAGGACGAGCUGAAGAAGGCAAAAGAUUUGGUGAAAAAGCUGACAGACAGUAAAACGGAGUAUGAACAGCUGGCUGCACAGCUGGAUGGAGCCAAGGCAGAUUUAUCCAAGAAGGUGAAAGAGAUUUCUGAAGCAGCGGCCAAGGAGAACCUUGUGCGGGCUGCAGAGGAUCACGCAGAGGAACUCCUCAAAAUGGCCAAAGAACUUGAAAACGCUGUGAAGAACGCAAGUGGAACCACUGCAGUGCGUGACGCCAAAAAUGCUAUCGAUGCUUACAAGAACAUCACAAACGCCAUUAACGCUGCUGACGCUGCUGCUAAAGAAGCCAAAGAUGCAGCAGAAAAUGCUCUGAAUAAUGUCCAAAACCAGAAACUCACAGAAAGAGCCAAAGACCUAAAGGAUACCGGUGAUGACCUGCUGCAGAAUGCACGGGAAGCAAACCAAACGCUCCAGGAUGCAACUGUAGACCUCAAUGACUUAAAGAAGCGGCUGAAAAAUGCUGACAAGAAAAAGACAUCUUUGGAGAAAGCCCUGCUUGAUGUGAAGAAGGAAUUAAACAACACCAACCGAGAUGACAUUGAAAAUAUGAUCAAUGAAGCCAAACGGAAGGCAGCCGCAGCCAACGAUUCUGCUGCCAACACUAUGGACAGACUGGAUGACAUUAAAAAGGAAAUAGAGAAAAUUAGUCUGUCUCCUGUGGACUCCAACCUUGGCAACAUAUUGGACAUUGUGGACAAGUCAGUGAAUGACUUGUUGACGAAGAUCCCAACUCUGAAUGAUAAGAUCUCCGAGGUGGUGAAUCUGACCUCAAACUUCUCACCCAUCAGCAACAUCUCGGAGAACAUCAAGAAGAUCAAGGACCUUAUUGAACAAGCACGGGACGCAGCCAACAGGAUCUCAAUCCCCAUGAAGUUCAAAGGCGACGGCCAUGUGGAGCUUCGUCCACCCAAGGACCUGGAGGAUCUGAAGGCCUACACGGCCGUCUCUCUGUCCCUGCAGAGACCGGAGAGCAGGUUAGACGGACGACGCCGACGCAGACAAGCCAGAGAGAAAGGAAACAUGUUUGUCUUGUACCUCGGCAACAGAGACUCUUCAAAGAAUUACAUCGGCAUGGCCCUGAGGGACAACGUGCUGUAUGGAGUCUACAAACUCAACGGCGUCGAGUAUGAGAUACAGUCGGGCUACAUCACAAGGUCUGCAUCGGAGCCAGCCACGUUCGACAGAGUGAAUCUGAACAGAAUUUACCAAGAUGCAGAGUUGACCCUCAUCAAAGACAUCACAUCACCCACUCCUGGUAAAGCCAUAACGGAGAACAAACAGGGAGAGGAGAACAAGAACCUGCUGGACAUCACUCCCAACGACAUGGUUUUCUAUGUGGGCGGUUACCCUGCCAACUUCACACCACCAAACUCUCUGAACUACCCCAUGUACGAGGGCUGCAUUGAGUUCAACUCCUUCAACGAUAGAGUCGUCAGUCUGUACAACUUCCAAAACAAAAACAGAGUUAACGUGGAGACGCCGUGCAAGAGAUACAUCCCACCAGAGGAUGCUCUGUACUUUGAGGGCACUGGCUAUAGCAAAGUGUCGAUAGACAAACCAGGUGCUUUCCUGCUAAUAAGUGUGUCCAUACUUAGUCGUUCAGAGAACGGUCUGCUCCUGUACUUGGAGAAUGUGGACAACUACUUCAUCGUCACCGUGGAGAAAGGUGUCGUCACUAUACACAGUGAUCUGCUCACAGCUCCAGUAAAGGGCAUCGAGAAAACAUUCCCGAACGACGAGUGGCUCAGCUUUCUCAUCGUUAUCACAAACAAGGGCAAGUUUUCAGUACGUGUUGCCAAUACUGACGUGGCUGUAACCACUGCAGCGUUCACCAACGAAGGAUUUAAAGAGUUUUAUAUCGGUGGUGCCCCACGAGAUGUGAGGGAAAGACACAACAUCACAAUACAGCCAUUUAAGGCAUGUAUGAAGAACCUGCAGGUCAAUAAAGUUUUCAAAACCGCUGAUGAGCAAGUGGGGGUCAGCAGAGGAUGUCCCCCAACGUCCCUGAUUUCUCGUAAAGCAGAGUUCAGAACUGGCGGUUCCCUGUCAGCUGACCUCCCAGGCUUCAGUCUGGCUGAUGAUGUCACUGUCUCUCUGGGCUUCAAGAGCACACAGAAUCAGGGUCUCCUGCUACAGAAUAAACACCUGGCCAAUGGGAUUAAACUCGCUCUGGACAACGGCCACGUGGUUCUCAGUCUGAACGACAAGAUCUGGAAAUCAAAGAAACAGUAUCAGGACGGCCAGUGGCAUUAUUUGACCGUGACCAGAAGAGCAGGAAGGAUUGAAUUGGUCAUUGAUGAUGAAGAUAAGGGUCAGGAGCAGAGUGGCAGCACAUCCAUACCUGACACAGCCGGGUCCUUGGUCCUGGGACACCACCAGUUUAAAGGCUGUGUUUCCAACCUCUAUACUAGACGGCCAGCAAAACUGUACCAGGCUGAGGACUUAAGCGUCUUCCAGGCAUCUGGAGACGUCCUGGUUGAUGUUUGCACUUCUGACAUUCCAGCUCAGUUGAUGAUCGAUCGUGUUUCUAAGAAGAGGUGAAGAAGGAGGAAGCCAUAAGUCCUGGAGUCGAUGCUGGCCACAGUCCUAUUUUUAUGACAUGAACACCUGCCAGUUUGCACCGUUGAUUUAUUUACAGUGUACCUUUAAUAAAAACCAAAGCAUGCGUGAUGAUCACAUGAAUUGUGGAAAAUGCAAUGUAUCGUUGUCUCUUCUGUUCCAAUCACUCUGCAACGAAUCAAACCUGGUGGAAAACAAAGCCUGGAAUCAUUGCACAUCUCUACUCUUUCCUUCUAACAGUCACUCACAAGCACGUUCCCUCCGAACUCACUGUCACCUCAUCAUCAACAAACACGCCUGAUUAUGAUCUAAUGGAAAUCACUGUCACUGAAACAAUCAAUUUUCAUUCUCAUUCCAUUCUCAGCAUGUUUUUUAAAUCACCAUACAAAUCUUAAUGGAAUUUACACUUUGGGGUCAAAAUGUAUAUUACACUAGUUUUAAAAUUGGAUAAGGAACGUUUCCUAGGUCCCAGUGAAACACACUUGAAUGUCAAAAUCAAUCUCCAGUAUCCAUUUUCUCAAAUUAUUGAACACCUUUAAUUUGAGAAUUUGUGUCAAUAGGACUGUCAUGCACUUUUUGGACAGAUAUUAUAUCUUUAUUAAUGAUGCCAUGGCUGUAAACAUAGUUUUAAACUAGAAACAGUUUUAACAAAACAAAAAAAAAAGUCCAGGGACAUUGUCUCAACUUUUCCCACUUUAUAUUAUUAUUUGUUUUUCACAGGAUUAGUCCAAUACUUACUGAAGAAUUAAGCAACGAUUUUCAAGGCAAAUGAGUAGAACUAAAUUUCUAAAGGCCUGGAAAAUGUGUUUCAAAGUCAUUCACUAUUCAGCCAUGAGCUUGUUUUAGAAAUACUGAUUCAAACUCUAAAUGAAACCACAAACCUGAUCACAUAAAGUGCUACAGAAAAUCAUCCCUUACCUCAAGUCUCCAUUAUACCUUGUUAUCUCUGUAUGGAUCUAUUUAAAAAAAAAAACAAUACAUGAGCAACAGAUUUACUUCGAUAAUAUAGUACACAGUAACAAGCACAAGUCCCAAAACUAGCUGAAAUGAGGCACUGGUUAGACGGCACUAACUCAAGGCACAUUGUGUGACAGUAAGGAGUUGAUUAUUAUUUGUUUCCAAUAUGUUUUAUAAAUUUUAAUUAGCUCUGCCAUUUAAUCAGUGGACAGAAAAUUGCAAAGAUAAACCCGUUUGAUUUUCACGGAGAAUCAGAAAAUCGAUACAUUCACAGUUUAAAAUCAGUUGUUUUUUUUAGAGCCCCUUACUCAAAUUUGUAUGUAAAAUCAUAAAGGUUUUCAUCUAUGAUUUGCCUACUAACCCUAAUGUAGAUAAUACAUAAUAAUCUUCGACAUCAUCACCAUCACCCUACAAUUAUACUUUUCUGUAAUCAUAAUGGAUUUCUAAUCUUAUUCCACUAUUAACAUAACAUUUAUUGUUAGAGAUCAGUGAUUAUUUAAUCAUUCACGUCAACAUGAAAACUAGCAACAACAUCAACUUUAUAUAUAGAUAUAUAUAUAUAAAUAUAUAUCUAUAAACUGUACAUGUACUGUAUAUGUACAUAUAUCUAUAAAGUAAAGUAACGUCUUCCUGUUUUUACAAACCAAUCAGAUUUAAACAAAGUGAUCAUUAUUUAAACACUUGUAUUUGUGAACUUUACAAAACACUCAUUUUGUGUUUUUACUUUUUCAUUAUUCUAGGUAACCAUGUUUUCUUUACUGACUGGAGACCAUCAAAAAGCUGAAAAUCAAAACCUACCAAAUCCAUUU
Cynoglossus semilaevis (tongue sole) is the source of this 11155-nucleotide messenger RNA. Its product is annotated as laminin subunit alpha-3. Gene Ontology annotation, molecular function: signaling receptor binding. Bases 279 to 9371 code for a protein of 3030 amino acids. Gene Ontology annotation, biological process: cell adhesion; tissue development; regulation of cell adhesion. The transcript is spliced from 70 exons. The record is from RefSeq and is a predicted model, not a curated record. NCBI's taxonomy places the organism in Eukaryota, Metazoa, Chordata, Actinopteri, Pleuronectiformes, Cynoglossidae.